Messenger RNA from Iphiclides podalirius (scarce swallowtail), 339 nucleotides. The record is from the annotation of a GenBank genome assembly. NCBI's taxonomy places the organism in Eukaryota, Metazoa, Arthropoda, Insecta, Lepidoptera, Papilionidae.
AUGAGCCCUAUCGCCCUGCAAGCACUACGGAAUUGCGUCGCACAUAUCAAACGGGGCAUUAACUUUCGCGCCAUUCGCCACGGCGAGGUGUUUAAGGCUGGCGUUUGCACCGAGCCCCAUUCAUCACGGGCUACCUCAAGACGUGAGUCCUUUCAUCUUAGCACCGGAGUCGUGCGCCGCAAAGAGAUACAAUUUAUUAUAGACGCUAUCAAACGGACCGUUGAUAAUUCGACGCCCGUACGUAUUACGCUACGUACGGCGGGCGACGUAAGUGCUGUCGCGGGUGUGCGGCCCGUGUUCGACACAGCGGCGGAUACGCCGGCCCUCGGUGUCGGCGAG